CGUGGGGGCCGAGAACAGUAUCCGGUUAUUCACUUUAACUGAAACGUCAUUUUGUGCACAGGACAUCAAUUUUCUUUUCUCCUCUCAGUUGUGGGGUGUUUUAAAGGAAGCCUGUCGCCAUGCCGAUGUUCGUGGUUAAUACAAAUGUUUCGAAAGGUGCAGUUCCUGAGGGAUUAAUGUGUGAAGUGACCCAGGAGCUCGCGAAAGCCAUGGGGAAACCAGCCAAUUACAUUGCUGUUCACAUCAUCCCGGAUCAAAUGAUGAUGUUCGGGGGCAAAGCAGACCCAUGUGCCCUCUGCUCCCUCCACAGCAUCGGGAAGAUUGGAGGCUCACAGAACAAACAGUAUUCCAAACUGCUCAUGGGCUUGCUGAAUAAACAUCUGGGCAUCUCACCGGACAGGAUCUACAUCAACUUUUUCGACAUGGACGCAUCAAACGUGGCCUGGAACAACUCCACCUUUGGUUAAAGGAACUCGAUUUUCCCAUCUAUUCCCAUUCCUUCAGGAGUCAUAAACAGGACCACACUAGAGAUAUGAUAGAUUUUGCUGUAUACGUCACUUUAAUAUAGAUUUACUUAAUUUAAGUUGUAGUUCAUAGAGGUUACAUGUCCUGUACAUGUUACUGUUGUUUUUCCUAUUAAGGUCUUAAUAUCCCUUCACAAUCCUUGCUAAAAUGUAAAAUAAGUCAUGAAUAAAAGAUUUAUGAAUGCGCUUA
Messenger RNA from Neoarius graeffei (lesser salmon catfish), 714 nucleotides. RefSeq names its product macrophage migration inhibitory factor (gene mif). The coding region runs from base 120 to 467 and encodes 115 amino acids. NCBI's taxonomy places the organism in Eukaryota, Metazoa, Chordata, Actinopteri, Siluriformes, Ariidae. Gene Ontology annotation, molecular function: phenylpyruvate tautomerase activity; cytokine activity. The transcript has 3 exons. The record is from RefSeq and is a predicted model, not a curated record.